Molecule: messenger RNA, 16453 nt
Organism: Antechinus flavipes (yellow-footed antechinus)
Lineage: Eukaryota; Metazoa; Chordata; Mammalia; Dasyuromorphia; Dasyuridae
Gene: AHNAK
Product: AHNAK nucleoprotein
Biological process (GO): regulation of RNA splicing
Cellular component (GO): costamere; nucleus; cytoplasm
Molecular function (GO): protein binding
Source: RefSeq, a predicted model, not a curated record
AGAGCCGCCUCCGCGCGCUGGGGCCCGGCCACUCGGAGCUGCUCCGCCGCGGGGACCGCACCGCCGCCUGCCCGGACCCGCCCCGACCCGGGAGUCCCUGCCGCCCCUAGCCCGGCCGGCAGCCUCCCCCCCGGCAGACCUGCCCCCGUCGCCAGCCUGUGCCAGUCGGGCAUGGCUGUGACCUGGGGCUGAGCUUACAGGCUAAGGAGGUGGGAAGGAGAUUCCCGAAGAGUGAGAGGAAGAAGAGAAAGAGGAAAAGCAGAAGGAGGGGCGGGUUCCUGGCAAGGCUUUCGCUCCCAAAUAAAUUUCUGUAAAAGAUGGAGAAGGAAGAAGAGCCCACAAGGGAGCUGCUCUUGCCCAACUGGCAGGGCAGUGGUUCUCAUGGUCUAACCAUUGAGCAGACAGAUGAUGGCGUCUUUGUGCAGCAAGUCGUACAGAAUUCCCCUGCGGCACGCACUGGCGUGGUCAAGGAAGGGGACCAGAUUGUGGGGGCCACCAUCUACUUUGACAAUCUGCAAUCGGGUGAGGUGACACAGCUUCUGAAUACCAUGGGGCAUCACACAGUGGGCCUGAAGCUGCACCGCAAGGGAGACCGCUCCCCAGAGCCCGGUCAGACCUGGUCCCACGACAGCGCCUUCGGACGAUGUUCUGAGGUAGUGCUGAGCGGGGAUGAUGAGGAAUACCAGAGGAUCUACACCACGAAAAUCAAGCCGCGGCUGAAGUCGGAGGACGGGCUGGAGGGGGUCGAGCUUGGGGAGACCCAGAGCCGCACCAUCACAGUGACCAGAAAGGUCACGGCCUACACGGUGGAUGUGACGGGCCGAGAGGGGGCCAGGGAGAUCGACAUCAACAGCCCCGAAUUCAAGAUCAAGAUUCCAAAGCACGAGCUGACGGAGCUCUCCAAGGUGGACGUGGAAACCGCUCACGGGAAGACCGUCAUUCGAUUGCCGCAAAGCCCCGGGGCCGCCGUUCAGACCACAGGCUACAGCGUUGACUUUAGGGCGACUGGACCGGAGCUCCAAGGGCCGGGGGCGGCCGGGGCCGGCCACUCCAAGGUCCAGGUCACCACGCCGGGGAUCCAAGUGGAAGGCCUGGCGGCCGGCAGUGUCGGCAAGGGCCUGAAGGUGGAAGGAAAGCCUGAAGUCUCUGUUCAUACCAAAGGCUCUGCUUCCGUUGACUUGGGAAGCAAAGGAGGAGCCGGCGCUGGCUCUGGGAUCCGGGUUCCUGGAAUCGAUGCCUCGGCUUCUCUGGGAGGCGGGACUGUCGAUGUCCAGCGCCCGUCCAUCGAUAACAUCACCAUUCCCACCAUGAAGCUACCCAAGUUUGGCUUCUCGGGAGCGGGGCCUGAGGUCCAGGGCCCGGAGGUCGGCCUGGGUGUUUGCUCCCCAGGCGUCUCCGUGGGUCCCGGGGGCGACGGCUCGGGCGUGGCAGUGAGCGGGAGCAUCCAGGGGCCGAAGCUGGACGUCACGGCUCCGUCCGUCCAUGUUGAGGGAGUCGAAGGAAAGCUGAAGGGUCCCACGAUCACGACCCCGACCCUGGGGGGUGACUUUGGUCCCAAAGGCGCCAAGCUUCCAGGGGCUGGAGGCGUGGACGUCUCGGUAUCCAAGGGGCAGAUCGGCAUCAAAGGCCCUGCUGUGGACCUUGGAGCUCCAGAAAUCGACCCUCAUGGGGGCGGUGGAAAACUGAAAAUGCCCCAGAUGAAAGUCCCCAAGUUUUCUGUGUCUGGUUCCAAAGGGGAAGGAGCGGCUGUGGAUGUAAAACUGCCCGAGGGAGAAGUGAACCUGCCCACUGUCACGGGGAACGUCAGCCUGCCGGAGGUGGCCGUCGGUGGGCUAGAAGGCAAAAUCAAAGACCCUAAAGUCAAGAGCCCAGAGAUGAUCAUUCAGAAACCUAAAAUCUCCAUGCAGGAUGUAGACCUAAGCCUCAGGUCCCCCAAAUUGAAAGGGGAUAUAAAGGUUUCGGGUCCAGGAAUACAAGGGGAUGUAAAAGGUCCUCAGAUAGCCAUGAAAGAACCCACAGUGGACAUCAAGGGACCCGGCCUGGAGGGAUCCCUGACCGGGCCCAAGGUUGGCAUCCCAUCUGGGAAAACGGGGGCCUGCAAAAUCAGUAUGACUGACGUUGAUUUGAACGUAGCUGCCCCCAAGAUAAAGGGUCAGGUGGACCUCCCGAAGUUCGAAGGGCAAGUCAAAGGCCCUGAGAUGGACAUCAAAGGCCCCAAAGUGGAGGUUGCUGCUCCGGAUGUGGACGUCCACGGACCCGAGUGGAACCUCAAGAUGCCCAAGAUGAAGAUGCCCAAGUUUAGCGUGCCGGGGAUCAAGGGGGAAGGGCCGGAGGUCAAGGGAGACAUCAGCGUUUCAGGGCCCAGUAUUGACAUUGCAGCCCCACAGGUCAACCUCGAAGGCCCAGAGGGAAAACAAGGGCCUGGCAUCAAGGCGCCGGAGGUGAAUAUCAAAACCCCAAAGAUCUCCAUGCCCGAUGUCGAUCUGCAUCUGAAAGGCACAAAGGUGAAGGGAGAAUAUGAUGUCACAGUUCCAAAGCUGGAAGGGGACCUGAAAGGCCCCAAGGUGGAUGUCAGUGCCCCAGAUGUGGAGCUCCACGGGCCCGAGUGGAACCUCAAGAUGCCCAAGAUGAAGAUGCCCAAGUUCAGCAUGCCGGGGUUCAAGGGGGAAGGCCCGGAGGUGGACGUCAACCUGCCCAAAGCAGAUGUCGAAAUCUCAGGCCCCAAGGUGAACGUUGAUGUUCCAGAUGUGGACAUUGAGGGCCCAGAAGGGAAAGUCAAGGGUCCCAAGUUUAAGAUGCCUGAGAUGAACAUCAAGACCCCAAAGAUUUCCAUGCCAGACUUCCAUUUGAAGGGCCCCAAAGUGAAGGGAGAAUAUGAUGUGACCCCUCCCAAAGUAGAAGGUGAAGUCAAAGUUCCAGAUGUGGAGCUAAAAGGGGCCAAAGUGGAUGUCAGCGCCCCAGAUGUGGAGCUCCACGGGCCCGAGUGGAACCUGAAGAUGCCCAAGGUGAAGAUGCCCAAGUUCAGCAUGCCGGGGUUCAAAGGGGAGGGUCCAGAGGUCGAUGUGAGCCUGCCCAAAGCAGACAUUGACGUUUCUGGGCCCAAGGUGGACAUUGAUGUUCCAGAUGUGAAUAUUGAAGGGCCAGAAGGGAAAGUCAAAGGUCCUAAAUUUAAGAUGCCUGAGAUGAACAUCAAGGCCCCAAAGAUUUCUAUGCCAGAUAUGGAUUUGCAUUUGAAAGGACCCAAAGUGAAGGGGGAAUAUGAUGUGUCAGUUCCCAAACUGGAAGGGGACCUGAAAGGCCCCAAAGUGGACGUCAGUGCUCCAGAUGUGGACGUCCACGGGCCCGAGUGGAACCUCAAGAUGCCCAAGGUGAAGAUGCCCAAGUUCAGCAUGCCGGGGUUCAAGGGAGAGGGCCCGGAGGUGGACGUGAGCCUGCCCAAAGCAGAUGUUGACAUUUCUGGGCCCAAGGUGGACAUUGAUGUUCCAGAUGUGGACAUUGAGGGUCCAGAAGGGAAACUGAAAGGCCCCAAGUUCAAGAUGCCCGACAUGCACUUCAAGGCCCCCAAGAUCUCUAUGCCGGAUGUUGACCUGAAUCUCAAAGGCCCCAAACUCAAAGGGGAUGUCGAUGUGUCUGUGCCCAAGAUCGAAGGUGAUGUGAAGGUUCCUGAUGUGGACAUCAAGGGCCCCAAAGUGGACGUCAACGUCCCAGAUGUGGACGUCCAUGGGCCCGAGUGGAAUUUGAAGAUGCCCAAGAUGAAGAUGCCCAAGUUCAGCAUGCCGGGGUUCAAGGGCGAGGGCCCAGAGGUGGACGUGAGCCUGCCCAAAGCAGAUGUUGACAUUUCAGGGCCCAAGGUGGACAUUGAUGUUCCAGAUGUGAACAUUGAAGGCCCAGAAGGGAAACUGAAGGGCCCCAAGUUCAAGAUGCCCGACAUGCACUUCAAGGCCCCCAAGAUCUCCAUGCCAGAUGUUGACCUGCAUUUGAGAGGUCCCAAAGUGAAGGGAGACAUGGAUGUCGAUGUGUCUGUGCCCAAGUUAGAAGGUGACGUGAAGGUUCCUGAUGUGGACAUUAAGGGGCCCAAGGUGGACGUCAGCGCCCCAGAUGUGGACGUCCACGGGCCUGAGUGGAACUUGAAGAUGCCCAAGAUGAAGAUGCCCAAGUUCAGCAUGCCGGGGUUCAAGGGAGAGGGCCCGGAGGUGGACGUGAGCCUGCCCAAAGCAGAUGUCGACAUCUCAGGCCCCAAGGUGAACGUUGAUGUUCCAGAUGUGGACAUUGAGGGUCCAGAAGGGAAACUGAAAGGCCCCAAGUUCAAGAUGCCUGACAUGCACUUCAAGGCUCCCAAGAUCUCCAUGCCAGAUGUUGACCUGAAUCUCAAAGGCCCCAAACUCAAAGGGGAUGUGGAUGUGUCUGUGCCCAAGAUCGAAGGUGAUGUGAAGGUUCCUGAUGUGAACAUCAAGGGCCCCAAGGUGGACGUCAGCGCCCCAGAUGUGGACGUCCACGGGCCCGAGUGGAACCUCAAGAUGCCCAAGGUGAAGAUGCCCAAGUUCAGCAUGCCGGGGUUCAAGGGAGAGGGUCCAGACGUGGAUGUGAGCCUGCCCAAAGCAGAUGUUGACAUUUCUGGGCCCAAGGUGGACAUUAAAGCACCAGAUGUGAACAUUGAAGGCCCAGAUGCAAAAUUCAAAAGUCCUAAAUUCAAGCUGCCCGAGAUGAACAUAAAGCCUCAGAAGAUCUCCAUGCCAGAUGUUGACCUGAAUCUGAAGGGCCCCAAACUGAAAGGCGAUGUGGAAAUCUCCGGGCCGAAGCUGGAAGGAGAUCUGAAAGGCCCCAAGUUCAAGAUGCCCGAGAUGAACAUCAAGGGCCCCAAGGUGGACAUCAGCGCCCCAGAUGUGGACGUCCACGGGCCAGACUGGCAUUUGAAGAUGCCCAAGAUGAAGAUGCCCAAGUUCAGCAUGCCGGGGUUCAAGGGCGAGGGCCCGGAAGUGGACGUGAACCUGCCCAAAGGGGACAUUAAUAUCUCAGGCCCCAAGGUGGACAUUGAGGCUCCAGAUGUGAAUCUAGAAGGUCCAGAAGGAAAGAUCAAAGGCUCCAAAUUCAAGAUGCCCAGCAUGAACAUCCAGACACAUAAAAUCUCCAUGCCUGAUGUUGGACUCAAUUUGAAAUCCCCUAAAUUAAAAGGUGACCUGGAUGUUUCUCUCCCCAAAGUAGAAGGAGACCUGACAGGUCCUAAAGUGGACUUAAAAGCUCCCAAGGUGGAUGUGGACAUUGGAGAUGUUGAUCUCGAAGGCCCAGAAGGAAAGAUCAAAGGCCCCAAGUUCAAGAUGCCCGACAUGCAUUUCAAGGCCCCCAAGAUCUCCAUGCCAGACGUGGACCUACAUUUGAAAGGCCCCAAGUUGAAAGGGGACGUCGAUGUGUCUGUGCCCAAGAUCGAAGGUGAUGUGAAGGUUCCUGAUGUGGACAUUAAGGGGCCCAAGUUGGACAUCAAUGCCCCAGAUGUGGACGUCCACGGGCCCGAGUGGAACCUCAAGAUGCCCAAGAUGAAGAUGCCCAAGUUCAGCAUGCCGGGAUUCAAGGGAGAGGGUCCAGACGUGGACGUGAGCCUGCCCAAAGCAGAUAUUGACAUUUCUGGGCCCAAGGUGGACAUUGAGGCUCCAGAUGUGGACAUCGAGGGGCCAGAAGGGAAACUGAAGGGCCCCAAGUUCAAGAUGCCCGACAUGCACUUCAAGGCCCCCAAGAUCUCCAUGCCAGAUGUUGACUUGCAUUUGAAAGGCCCCAAACUCAAAGGGGAUGUGGAUGUGUCUGUGCCCAAGAUAGAAGGUGAAGUGAAAGUUCCAGAUGUGGACCUCAAAGGCCCCAAGGUGGACGUCAGUGCCCCAGAUGUGGACGUCCAUGGGCCAGACUGGAACCUGAAGAUGCCCAAGAUGAAGAUGCCCAAGUUCAGCAUGCCGGGGUUCAAGGGCGAGGGCCCGGAGGUGGAUGUGAACCUGCCCAAAGCAGAUAUCGACAUCUCAGGCCCUAAAGUGGACAUUGAUGUUCCAGAUGUGGACAUUGAGGGCCCAGAAGGGAAACUGAAGGGCCCCAAGUUCAAGAUGCCCGACAUGCACAUCAAGGCCCCCAAGAUCUCCAUGCCCGAUAUUGAUCUGAACCUGAAGGGGCCAAAGCUGAAGGGAGAUGUGGAUGUGUCCCUUCCCAAGGUGGAAGGGGACCUGAAAGGCCCCGAGCUUGACAUCAAGGGCCCCAAAGUGGACAUCAGCGCCCCAGAUGUGGACGUCCACGGGCCAGACUGGAACCUGAAAAUGCCCAAGGUGAAGAUGCCCAAGUUCAGCAUGCCGGGGUUCAAGGGCGAGGGCCCAGAGGUGGACGUGAACCUGCCUAAAGCAGAUAUUGACAUUUCAGGCCCCAAAGUGGACAUUGAGGCCCCUGACCUAAGUAUCGAAGGUCCUGAAGGGAAACUGAAGGGCCCCAAGUUCAAGAUGCCCGAGAUGAACAUCAAGGCCCCCAAGAUCUCCAUGCCCGAUUUUGACUUGCAUCUGAAAGGCCCCAAAGUUAAAGGAGACGUGGAUGUGUCUGUGCCCAAGAUAGAAGGUGAAGUGAAAGUUCCAGAUGUGGACAUCAAAGGCCCCAAAGUGGACAUUGAGGCCCCAGAUGUGGACGUCCAUGGCCCAGAGUGGAAUCUGAAGAUGCCCAAGAUGAAAAUGCCCAAGUUCAGUAUGCCAGGGUUCAAGGGAGAGGGUCCAGACGUGGAUGUGAACCUGCCCAAAGCAGAUGUUGACAUUUCUGGGCCCAAGGUGGACAUCGAGGGGCCUGAUGUGGACUUGGAGUGCCCGGAUGCCAAACUGAAGGGCCCCAAGUUCAAGAUGCCCGAGAUGAACAUAAAGCCUCAGAAGAUCUCCAUGCCAGAUGUGGAUUUCAACUUGAAGGGCCCUAAGAUCAAAGGAGAUGUGGAUGUGUCUGUUCCUAAAAUAGAAGGUGAAGUGAAAGUUCCAGAUGUGGACCUCAAAGGCCCCAAGGUGGACAUUGAGGCUCCAGAUGUGGACAUCAAAGGCCCCAAAGUGGACAUUGAGGCUCCAGAUGUGGACCUCAAAGGCCCCAAGUUCAAGAUGCCCGACAUGCACUUCAAGGCCCCCAAGAUCUCCAUGCCAGAUGUGGAUUUCAACUUGAAGGGCCCUAAGAUCAAAGGAGAUGUGGAUGUCUCUGCUCCCAAAAUAGAAGGCCCAGAAUUGGAUGUUAAAGGGCCCAAAUUGGAUGUUGAUAUGCCAGAUGUGAAUGUCGAAGGACCUGAAGGCAAGUGGAAAAGUCCAAAAUUUAAGAUGCCUGACAUGCACUUCAAGGCCCCCAAGAUCUCCAUGCCAGAUGUGGACUUGCAUUUGAAAGGUCCCAAAAUAAAGGGAGAUAUGGAUGUGGAUGUGUCUGUGCCCAAGAUAGAAGGUGAGGUGAAGGUACCAGAUGUUGACCUCAAGGGCCCCAAGGUGGAUGUCAGCGCCCCAGAUGUGGACGUCCAUGGCCCAGAGUGGAAUCUGAAGAUGCCCAAGAUGAAGAUGCCCAAGUUCAGCAUGCCAGGGUUCAAGGGAGAAGGUCCAGAUGUGGAUGUGAGCCUGCCCAAAGCAGACAUCGACAUCUCUGGACCCAAAUUGGACAUUGAGGCCCCUGAUAUUAACAUUGAGGGUCCAGAUGCAAAAGUGAAAGGCCCCAAGUUUAAAAUGCCCGAGAUGAAUAUUAAGGCUCCGAAGAUCUCAAUGCCAGACUUGGAUCUCAAUCUCAAGGGUCCGAAAAUAAAAGGCGAUGUCGAUGUGACCCUUCCAAAAGUAGAGGGUGACUUGAAAGGGCCAUCUCUUGACCUCAAAGGCCCCAAGCUGGACAUCGAUGCCCCAAAUAUUGACAUCCAUGGCAAGCCCAAACUCAAAAUGCCCGACAUGCAUGUCAACAUGCCCAAGAUUUCCAUGCCAGAGAUCGAUCUGAAUUUGAAAGGCUCCAAAAUCAAAGGAGAUGUUGAUGUUUCUGCCCCCAAAUUAGAAGGUGACAUCAAAGGUCCCAAAGUGGACAUAAAGGGCCCAGAGCUUGACAUCGCAGCCCCUAAAGUCAACAUUGAGGGCAAGUCUAAGAAAUCCCGUUUCAAGCUUCCCAAGUUUCACUUCUCAGGCCCCAAAGUGCAAACCCCAGAGGUGGAUGCCAAACUCAAAAAGCCCGAUGUCGACAUUACGGGCCCCAAGGUGGAUAUCAAUGCCCCUGAUGUGGAAGUGCAGGGCAAAGCAAAAGGCCCGAAGUUCAAAAUGCCCUUCCUGAGCAUCUCCUCGCCCAAGGUCUCUAUGCCCGAUGUAGAAUUAAACCUGAAAAGCCCCAAAGUGAAGGGAGACCUGGAUGUUGCAGGCCCAACUUUGGAAGGGGAUCUGAAAGGUCCUAAAAUAGAUCUCAAGGCACCGGACGUUCAUCUUGAAGCACCUGAUGUGGACGUCCACGGGCCAGACUUUAAUGUGAAGAUGCCCAAGAUGAAGAUGCCCAAGUUCAGCAUGCCGGGGUUCAAGGGCGAGGGCCCGGAGGUGGACGUGAACCUGCCCAAAGCAGACAUCGACAUCUCAGGCCCCAAGGUGGACAUCGAGGCUCCUGAUGUGAAUCUAGAGGGCCCCGAGGGGAAGAUCAAGGGCCCCAAGUUCAAGAUGCCCGAGAUGAACAUCAAGGCCCCCAAGAUCUCCAUGCCCGACUUUGACUUGCAUCUGAAAGGCCCCAAAGUGAAGGGAGAUGUGGAUGUUUCCCUGCCCAAAGUGGAAGGUGACCUAAAGGGCCCUGAGAUAGAUAUCAAAGGCCCCAAAGUGGACAUCGAUGUUCCAGAUGUGGACAUUGAGGGCCCAGAAGGGAAACUGAAGGGCCCCAAGUUCAAGAUGCCCGACAUGCACAUCAAGGCCCCCAAGAUCUCCAUGCCCGAUAUUGAUCUGAACCUGAAGGGGCCAAAGCUGAAGGGAGAUGUGGAUGUGUCCCUUCCCAAGGUGGAAGGGGACCUGAAAGGCCCCGAGUUUGACAUCAAGGGCCCCAAAGUAGACGUCAGUGCCCCAGAUGUGGACGUCCACGGGCCAGACUGGAACCUGAAGAUGCCCAAGGUGAAGAUGCCCAAGUUCAGCAUGCCGGGGUUCAAGGGGGAGGGCCCGGAGGUGGACGUGAACCUGCCCAAAGCAGACAUCGACAUCUCAGGCCCCAAGGUGGACAUUGAUGUUCCAGAUGUGAACCUAGAGGGCCCCGAGGGGAAGAUCAAAGGCCCUAAGUUCAAGAUGCCCGAGAUGAACAUCAAGGCCCCCAAGAUCUCCAUGCCCGAUUUUGACUUGCAUCUGAAAGGCCCCAAAGUGAAGGGAGAUGUGGAUGUGUCUGUGCCCAAGAUUGAAGGUGAAGUGAAAGUUCCAGAUGUGGACAUCAAGGGCCCCAAAGUGGACAUCGAGGCCCCAGAUGUGGACGUCCAUGGCCCAGACUGGAACCUGAAGAUGCCCAAGAUGAAGAUGCCCAAGUUCAGCAUGCCGGGGUUCAAGGGCGAGGGCCCGGAGGUGGACGUGAGCCUGCCCAAAGCAGACAUUGACAUCUCUGGACCUAAAGUGGACAUUGAUACUCCUAACUUGGAAAUUGAAGGUCCAGAUGGGAAAAUAAAAGGGCCCAAGUUUAAAAUGCCCGACAUGCACAUCAAGGCCCCCAAGAUCUCUAUGCCUGACUUUGACUUGAACCUGAAGGGCCCCAAGAUGAAGGGAGACAUUGAUGUGUCUCUUCCCAAAGUGGAAGGUGAUCUGAAAGGGCCUCAAGUGGAUAUCAAAGGCCCUAAAUUGGACAUAGAUACACCUGACCUUGACAUUCAUGGCCCAGAAGGAAAGCUGAAGGGCCCCAAAUUCAAAAUGCCUGACCUGCAUCUCAAGGCCCCCAAGAUCUCCAUGCCCGAUAUUGAUCUGAACCUGAAGGGGCCAAAGCUGAAGGGAGAUGUGGAUGUGUCCCUUCCCAAGGUGGAAGGAGAUCUGAAAGGCCCCGAGCUCGACAUCAAGGGUCCCAAAGUGGACGUCAGUGUGCCAGAUGUGGACGUCCACGGGCCAGAUUGGAACCUGAAGAUGCCCAAAGUGAAGAUGCCCAAGUUCAGCAUGCCGGGGUUCAAGGGGGAGGGCCCGGAGGUGGAUGUGAACCUGCCCAAAGCAGACAUAGACAUCUCAGGCCCCAAGGUGGAUAUCGAGGCUCCUGAUGUGAAUAUCGAAGGGCCAGAAGGAAAGUGGAAAAGUCCCAAGUUUAAGAUGCCCGACCUACAUUUUAAAACUCCAAAAAUCUCAAUGCCAGAAAUUGACCUGAAUCUGAAGGGUCCCAAAGUAAAAGGAGACGUAGACGUUUCAGUCCCUAAGUUGGAAGGGGACAUCAAAGGCCCUGAAUUUGACAUCAAGGGUCCCAAAGUGGACGUCAGUGCCCCAGAUGUGGACGUCCACGGGCCUGACUGGAACCUGAAGAUGCCCAAGAUGAAGAUGCCCAAGUUCAGCAUGCCGGGGUUCAAGGGAGAGGGCCCGGAGGUGGACGUGAACCUGCCCAAAGCAGACAUCGACAUCUCAGGCCCCAAGGUGGACAUUGAGGCCCCUGAUGUGAAUCUAGAGGGCCCCGAGGGGAAGAUCAAGGGCCCCAAGUUCAAGAUGCCCGAGAUGAACAUCAAGGCCCCCAAGAUCUCCAUGCCCGACUUUGACUUGCAUCUGAAAGGCCCCAAAGUGAAGGGAGACGUGGAUGUUUCCCUGCCCAAAGUGGAAGGUGACCUAAAGGGCCCUGAGAUAGAUAUCAAAGGUCCCAAAGUAGACAUCAACGCCCCAGAUGUGGACGUCCAUGGGCCAGACUGGAACCUGAAGAUGCCCAAGGUGAAGAUGCCCAAGUUCAGCAUGCCGGGGUUCAAGGGCGAGGGCCCGGAGGUGGAUGUGAACCUGCCCAAAGCAGACAUCGACAUCUCAGGCCCCAAGGUGGAUAUUGAUGUUCCAGAUGUGGAUAUUGAAGGGCCAGAAGGGAAACUGAAGGGCCCCAAGUUCAAGAUGCCUGACAUGCACAUCAAGGCCCCCAAGAUCUCCAUGCCCAAUAUUGAUCUGAACCUGAAGGGGCCAAAGCUGAAGGGAGAUGUGGAUGUGUCCCUUCCCAAGGUGGAAGGAGACCUGAAAGGCCCCGAGCUUGACAUCAAGGGCCCCAAAGUGGACAUUGAUGUUCCGGAUGUGAAUAUUGAAGGUCCUGAAGGGAAACUGAAGGGCCCCAAGUUCAAGAUGCCCGACAUGCACAUCAAGGCCCCCAAGAUCUCCAUGCCUGACUUUGACUUGAACCUGAAAGGCCCUAAGCUGAAGGGAGAUGUGGAUGUUUCUCUUCCCAAGAUGGAGGGAGAUCUCAAAGGGCCUCAAGUGGAUCUCAAAGGUCCUGAGCUGGGCAUUGAGGGUCCUGAAGGGAAACUGAAAGGUCCUAAAUUCCACAUGCCUGAUGUGCAUUUCAAGACCCCCCAGAUUUCCAUGAGUGAAAUUGACUUGAACCUGAAGGGCCCCAAGAUGAAGGGAGACAUUGAUGUGUCUCUUCCCAAAAUGGAAGGGGAUCUGAAAGGGCCUCACGUGGAUAUCAAAGGCCCCAAAUUGGACAUAGAUACACCUGACCUUGACAUUCAUGGCCCAGAAGGAAAGCUGAAGGGCCCCAAAUUCAAAAUGCCUGACCUGCAUCUCAAGGCCCCCAAAAUCUCUAUGCCAGAUGUGGACCUGAACCUGAAGGGCCCCAAGCUCCAGGGGGAUGUGGAUGUGUCCCUUCCCAAGGUAGAGGGGGAUCUGAAAGGCCCCGAUCUUGACAUCAAGGGCCCCAAAGUGGACAUCAGCGCCCCAGAUGUGGAUGUCCACGGGCCAGACUGGAACCUGAAGAUGCCCAAGGUGAAGAUGCCCAAGUUCAGCAUGCCGGGGUUCAAGGGAGAGGGCCCGGAGGUGGACGUGAGCCUGCCCAAAGCAGACAUCGACAUCUCAGGCCCCAAAGUGGACAUCGAGGCUCCUGAUGUGAAUCUAGAGGGCCCCGAGGGGAAGAUCAAGGGCCCCAAGUUCAAGAUGCCUGAGAUGAACAUCAAGGCCCCCAAGAUCUCCAUGCCCGACUUUGACUUGCAUCUGAAAGGCCCCAAAGUGAAGGGAGAUGUGGAUGUUUCCCUGCCCAAAGUGGAAGGUGACCUAAAGGGCCCUGAGAUAGAUAUCAAAGGCCCCAAAGUGGACAUCGAUGUUCCAGAUGUGGACAUCCACGGGCCAGACUGGAACCUGAAGAUGCCCAAGGUGAAGAUGCCCAAGUUCAGCAUGCCGGGGUUCAAGGGGGAGGGCCCGGAGGUGGAUGUGAACCUGCCCAAAGCAGACAUCGACAUCUCAGGCCCCAAGGUGGACAUUGAUGUUCCAGAUGUGAACCUAGAGGGCCCCGAGGGGAAGAUCAAAGGCCCCAAGUUCAAGAUGCCCGAGAUGAACAUCAAGGCCCCCAAGAUCUCCAUGCCUGAUAUUGACUUGAAUUUGAAAGGUCCCAAAGUAAAGGGAGAUUUUGAUGUGUCCAUCCCUAAGGUUGAAGGUAAUCUGAAGGGUCCUGAAGUCGGCUUCGAGGGUCCCAGUUUGGAUCUCCAUGGCCCAGAUGCCAAAUUAAGUGGCCCAAACUUGAAAAUGCCAUCACUAGACAUUUCUGGGCCCAAAGUAUCUGCUCCAGAUGUCGACUUACACCUCAAGUCCCCCAAGUUUGGUGUAUCUGGUCCCAAGAUAGAAGGUGGGGAAUUGGACCUGAAGGGCCCCAAGGUGGAUUUGCAAGCACCCAGUUUGGAUAUCGAGGGCCCAGACCUGAACAUUGAGGGGCCGGAUGUGAAAAUUCCAAAAUUUAAGAAACCUAAAUUUGGCUUUGGGGCUAAAAGCCCAAAGGCUGACAUCAAAUCCCCUUCAUUAGAUGUCAACGUUCCAGAAGCAGAGCUGAAUGUCGAAACUCCAGAUGUCAGCGUCAGCGGGAAGGGCAAGAAAAUGAAGUUUAAAAUGCCCAAGAUCCAUAUGAGCGGCCCUAAGAUCAAGGCCAAAAAACAGGGAUUUGAUCUGAACGCCCCCGAGGGCGAAAUCGAUGCCAGUCUCAAAACCCCAGACUUGGAUGUCAAUGUGGCAGCCCCGGAUGCUUCUCUGAAAGUUGACGUGAAAUCUCCCAAAACCAAGAAGCCCAUGUUUGGGAAAAUGUACUUCCCCGAUGUGGAAUUUGAUAUCAAAUCUCCCAAAUUCAAAGCAGAGGCCCCCCUUCCUAGCCCCAAACUGGAAGGGGAAAUCCAAACAUCUGGCUUGGAAAUUUCAUCUCCAGGAAUCAAAGCUGGGCUCAAGGGGCCCGGGCUGGAGGUUGGGUCCGUCGGCCUCGGCGGGAGCCUCCCCAGUGCCACCGUGGAAGGGCCUGACGUCCAUCUGAAGGCGCCGAAGUUCAAGGGCCCAGGCGGGAGCGUCGAUUUCUCGGGGCCAAAGCUCGAGGGAGACCUGAAACUGCCCGGUGUUCAAGCCAACCUGGACGCCUCUGACAUCAACAUCGAAGUCCCCGGUGCUAAAAUCAAAGCCCCCUCCUUUGGCAUCUCAUCUCCUCAAGUGUCUGUCCCUGAUGUAAAUGUCAACUUGAAAGGACCAAAGAUAAAGGGGGAUGUCCCCAAAGUGGAUCUGGAAGGACCGGAUGUCGAUCUGAAGGGUCCAGAUGCAAAAAUCCAGUUCCCCAAGUUUUCCUUGCCCAAGAUCGGAGUCCCCGGAGUGAAGGUGGAGGGCGGAGGAGCCGAUUUUCACGGCCAGCUUCCCUCUCUCGAAGGAGGAGUGAGCGCCCCUAACCUCAAGCUCGAGGGGCCGGAUGUGACUCUGAAGGGGGGCCUGCCGUCCGUGAACCUCUCUGGGCCGGACCUUGACUUAAAUUUGAAGGGACCAAAGCUGAAGGGCGAUCUGGAUGUUUCCGGGGGUGUCGCGGGUCCCAAGCUGAGCGUGGACACCCCGGGCCUUGACCUCAAAGGAGCUGGUGGGAAAUUUUCGACGGAGGGAGGAGUGAAAGUCCCCGGCGUCAACCUCAAUUUAGACGCUCCAAAAAUGCACGUCAGUGUGCCGGAUGUGAGUCUGAAGGGAGACUUGGAUGUGGCCGGUGACAUCAAGGGCCCCAGAGUGUCGGUGGAGGCCCCCGCUGUCGGUUUGGAGGCACCCGGAGGGGCCAUCAAGCUCCCCCAGAUGAAGCUGCCCCAUUUUGGCAUCUCCUCCCCGGGGGCUCAUUUGGACCUUAAUGCCACAGGCCCGGAGCUGAAGGGCUCUGGGCUGGAUGUGCACCUCAGAGGUGUGGACCUGAAGGGGCCCCAGAUCUCGUCCGAGGGGGAUUUUAACUUGGAAGGACCAAAAAUAAAAGGGGGCUUUGGGGCCAGCGGGGACAUCAAGGGUCCUGCCGUGGGGGGGAGUCUUGGCGGCGUCCACGUCAAAGGCUUGGAAGGGGGUAUCCAGUUGCCCAGGUGUGAAGGCGAGCUGCCGACGGGGAAGCUCUCGGGUGCGGGCGUCGGCCUCCAGGGAGCGGCUCCGGAUGUGAGCCUCCAGGGUCCCGCGUUCAAGCUCUCAUCGCCCGAGAUCUCGGCGCCAGACUUGGGGGGCGUCAGCUUGAAGGGACCGAAGAUCCAAGGCGGUGUGGAUGUCUCCGGGGGCGUCCGGGCUCCGGAUUUCAGCGUCGGGGGCGGGCACGUGAACAUCAAAGGCGUGGGUGGGGAAUGGAAAGGCCCCCAGGUCUCCUCUGCGCUCGAGCUGGCUGGGGGGAUGCAUGUUUCAGGACCAAAGGUAGAAGGAGGCGUUAAGGGAGGCCAGGGGGGGCUUCAGGGCGUUCACUUGGAAGGUGGCUCUGGAAGAGUGACCUUCCCCAAGAUGAAGAUCCCCAAGUUUACCUCCUCAGAACGGGAGCUAGUGGCCAGAGAAGUAGGGGUGGAUGUGAACUUCCCUCGAAUGGAAGGCAGUGUCCAGGCCGGAGCUGGGGAAGGGGAGUGGGAGGAGGCAGACAUUAAACUCAAAAAGUCCAAAAUCAAGAUGCCCAAAUUUACCUUUUCCAAAGCCAAAGGCAAGGGGAGCGCCACGAGUUCCCCCGAGGUGUCCAUCUCCGGCUCUAAGGGAGACCUCAAGAGCUCUAAGGCCAGCCUGGGCUCCCUGGACGGGGAGGUCGAGGCAGAGGCGUCCUCCCCCAAAGGCAAAUUCUCCUUUUUUAAGAGCAAAAAGCCCCGCCACCGGUCGAGCUCCUUCAGUGAUGAGAGAGAGCAUUCUGCCCCGGUCACUCCUACGGGCACGCUCGAAUUCGGAAGCGGGGAAGUGUCCAUCGAGGGUGGGAAGGUCAAAGGAAAGCACGGCAAACUGAAGUUCGGCACCUUUGGGGGGCUGGGGUCAAAGAGUAAAGGUCACUAUGAGGUCACCGGGAGCGAUGAGGAGACGGGAAAGCUCCAGGGAAGCGGGGUGUCCCUGGCCUCCAAGAAGUCCAGGCUGUCUUCGUCAUCGAGUAAUGACAGCGGGCCGAAGGUGGGCGUCCAGCUGCCAGAGAUGGAGCUGACGGUUUCUAAAAAGUGAGAAGGGAAGCCCCUUUGUAUGUGUUCACGUGUAUAUAUAUAUAUAAAUAUAUAUUGACGGUAGAUAGGCUUCUGUGUGUUUGUAUAUAAACUUCCAAACAUCGAUUCGAGGUCAAAAUCAGCAAUAAAAAUGGAGGUCGGGCCGAUCCGGGGCCGAUCCGGGGUUCGGGGCGGAGAGUCGGGGCUGCGUGAUAACAACCGGAGUAGCUGGAUUGCUGUCGUCGGGGUCUUUUCCAGUCCGGCCUUUCUGCCAAAUAAGCCUUUUUUGCCUUCCUAAGUUCAGUUUGCUCAUUAAAUGCUGAGAGCAUCUGUUUACUAAGCAAGCCUUGUGUUUAUUAUUUUCAUUUUUACAGAAUCUUUUCAGUGUUGGGGUCGUAGAAAUCUGACGUCCAUUCGAUGCCUUUUUUUUGGGGGGGGUAGGCUUUUAUUUGCAAGGGAUGGGAGGGGGUGGGAGUAGGGGGUGGGAGAGGGUGGGGCAAGACUUCUAUUUUGGCCUCCAAGGAUGGCUGAUACUCCAAAAUUGUCCUGUCUAUCAGACAUACACCAGGAUGGCAGAGAGAAGUUUUUCCCAGGAAAAUUGGUUUUCUGUUUUGGUUUUUUUGGUGGGGAGGUGGCGAUGGUGCCUUUUAGCACAUCCGUCCCCCCCGGCUGGUAGUUCUGACCGGUUUUGGGUGCUCCUGGUGAGAGGGGGCUAGACUGCUUCUCAGCUGUUAGUGACUGACCCACUUGUCUGGGGUUUACAUACUUUGUACUAUAUGAGAUGUUUUUACCAGCGACUGCCACUUUUCCGAUAUUUGUCAUGGAUGCUUUUUAACCAAUGUUACCUGAUUAAGAAUCCAGCACUUUAAUGCCAAAUUAAUUCCGAAUGUAAGAAAAUUCAUGCUGUAAAAUGCAAAUAAAGCCGCUAACAAGUAA